Molecule: messenger RNA, 8360 nt
Organism: Coregonus sp. 'balchen'
Lineage: Eukaryota; Metazoa; Chordata; Actinopteri; Salmoniformes; Salmonidae
Source: the annotation of a GenBank genome assembly
CUGCCGCGGUCCAGUUCUGUUCUGCUGGGGACCUGUCUGGGUAGAGGUGCUCUGCCGUGGGACGGAUCAAUCCAACAAGCUCUGCCGUGGUCCAGUUCUGUUCUGCUGGGGACCUGUCUGGGUAGAGGUGCUCUGCCGUGGGACGGAUCAAUCCAACAAGCUAUUGACGCUGUCUUUACACGGGUAAAUGAUUCAACUGGAACUAUGGAAUGUAAGACAAAGAUAACAGCCCUAAAACAGUAUCCGUUUAUUUCGGUUUUGCUUUGAGCAUCACAUUGUGUUGUUUAACUAUUCUGGCUCGCUAGCUAGGUUACCUAGCUAGUUAGCUUAGCUAUGGCUUUAUGCGGUAACUUUUACCUUAAUAGUUAGCUAGCCACCUCGCCAAGAAUCUCUGAACCUUUCUGUUUGCUUGCUAAUUGACGGCUAGCUAGAUAGCAAGCUACAUAUUUUAUGGCUAGCUGAGUGUCAAUGUUGGAACUAGGGACUUAACGUUAGCUAGCUAGUGGUAAUUACUAGCUAACGUUAGCUAGCUUGCUUGUUAUCUAGCUAGUUAACUAAAUAGCUAGAUAGAUAUAUAGCCAGCUCAACUGUCAGUUUACCCAACAGCUUCCUUAAUUUGUAACUAGGUCAAUUCAAAGGUUCCACAGUGGUUCAGGAUAAACCUGUAGUAAGAUAAUAGAUCCAGUCACUGAAACAGAUUACAUGAAUUCAGUAGGCCUACGUUUUAGUUGACAUUUUGUAAAUUAAAUCAUGUACAUUUUGGCUGACCCUCCUUUUUUUUUCAGAUAAAGCCAUGAACCAAGAGAAACUCGCCAAACUUCAGGCCCUGGUCCGGAUAGGUGGAAAGGUAACGACCUACUAUCUUUACACUUCGUUAUGACACAGCCAUGACUACACCGUAGUCACUUUUCCAGUAUCUGGUAAUGUAAUAGGUUGGUAUGGUAACCUAACUGCCUGUGAUAAAGCAGCUGCCAGUCCUGUUUCCCUGAGUUAAGCAUUCCUAUUAUGGACAGAUGCUUUGGCCCAUUCAGCCUGGGACCUGUGUGGCCGGACUAUGGGCCCCAGGGCUUUGUCUCUGACUGUUUAGUAGGGGCCCCAUCCUGCUGUGCUGUCUCCUCUCCACAGCUAGAUGGCACUGUUGGCACUCAGGAUAUCACUAACCUGUUAUUUCAAGGGGUUCUUCAAAAUUGCUUUUUAUUUGAUUUAUUUAACCUUUAUUUAAUUAGGCAGGUCAGUUAAGAACAAAUUCUUAUUUACAAUGACGGCCUACACCGGCCAAACCCGGACCACGCUGGGCCAAUUGUGCGCCGCCCUAUGGGACUUCCAAUCACGGCCGGUUGUUAUACAGCCUGGAAUCGAACCAGGGGGUCUGUAGUGACGCCUCGAGCACUGAGAUGCAGUGCCUUAGACCGCUGCGCCACUCGGGAGCUUAAGUUGACGAUGGUUUUAAGUUAGGCUUCUACGCCAUUGUGCUGACCUGAGAUGGUUCAAAAUGAGUUGACAAAUGUUUGAGAGAAGACUCGUAUACAUUUCCCUGGGCUCUGAGUCUAAGCAAUGGGCAGAAGAUUCUAUCUGUGUUCACUGCGUGUGUGUGUGUUGUAUCCAAAGUCAUUCUAUGGUUGCAUCGGUCACCUCCAGUCCCUUUCAUGGCUGCUCUGCAGUGUUUCUCUUGUUUGUACUCGGUCCCACUGGAAUAAUAUGACAACCAGGUGUUGUCCUCACUUGUUGUUCUUGUCCGCCAUGAAGUCUUAAGGCUUCAUGCCACAAUGACUACCGCCCUGUAGAACUCACAUCUGUAAUCAUGAAGUACUUCGAAAGGCUGGUUAUGGCACAUAUCAACUCCACCAUCCCAGACACUCUAAACCCACUCCAAUUUGCAUACCACCCCAACAGAUCCAUAGACUCAAUCUCAAUUGCACUCACACACUGGCCACACCCAUCUAUGUGAGAAAUUCUGUUUGACUACAGCUCAGCAUUCAACACCAUUGUCCUCUCCAAGCUAGUCAACAAAAUUAGGACCCUGGGCAGGGUUUCCGUAAAGAAAAUGUGGCCGCCUCAGCGUUUUAAUUUACCGGACAUUUGAGAACUGUACCUGACCCAUAUGCAUUGGGGGAGUAACCUGAUUAGGGUGUCCACACCCACAGUGCUCAGAAUGACCAAUCACAUUUAGAUUAUGGUGAUUCAUAUUAACAGAACAUGCAAGUUGAGGAUGCAACGAUAUUUACAUUUACGUCAUUUAGCAGACGCUCUUAUCCAGAGCGACUUACAAAUUGGUGCAUUCACCUUAUAGCCAGUGGGACAACCACUUUACAAUGUUUUUUAUUUUAUUUUAUUUUUUGGGUGGGGUAAGGGGGGGGUUGACCUUCGUACCAAAUUCCGAUACGCACCUUAAAGAUGUUAGAAUAACUGUCCACAUUUUACUUUUCCUCAGCCAACAGGACGAGUAACGAACAGCCAAAUCACCAGCUGUCAGUCUACAUACACACUGUCUCUAAUACACACUGUCUCUAAUACACACUGUCUUUAUACACACUGUCUUUAUACACACUGUCUCUAUACACACUGUCUCUAUACACACUGUCUCUAUACACACUGUCUCUAUACACACUGUCUCUAUACACACUCUCUAUAACACACUGUCUCUAUAACACACUGUCUUUAAUACACACUGUCUUUAAUACACACUGUCUUUAAUACACACUGUCUUUAAUACACACUGUCUCUAUACACACUGUCUUUAAUACACACUGUCUCUAAUACACAAUGUCUCUAAUACACACUGUCUCUAAUACACACUGUCUUUAUACACACUGUCUCUAUACACACUGUCUCUAUACACACUGUCUUUAUACACACUGUCUCUAAUACACACUGUCUCUAUACACACUGUCUUUAAUACACACUGUCUUUAAUACACACUGUCUUUAAUACACACUGUCUUUAAUACACACUGUCUUUAAUACACACUGUCUUUAAUACACACUGUCUCUAUACACACUGUCUCUAAUACACACUCUAAUACACACUGUCUCUAUACACACUGUCUCUAUAUACACUGUCUCUAUACACACUGUCUCUAUACACACUGUCUCUAUAUACACUGUCUCUAUACACACUGUCUCUAUACACACUGUCUCUAUACACACUGUCUCUAAUACACACUGUAUCUAAUACACACUGUAUCUAAUACACACUGUAUUUAAUACACACUGUCUUUAAUACACACUGUCUCUAAUACACACUGUCUCUAAUACACACUGUCUCUAAUACACACUGUCUCUAUACACACUGUCUCUAUACACACACACAACACGCGCACACAUUCAUAUUGACUCUACACACCCACCCACUCACAUACAAUCAUCAUAUACGCUGCUGCUACUCUGUUUAUCAUAUAUCCUGAUGCCUAGUCACCUUACCCCUAUACAUAUCUACCUCCAUCACUCCAGUAUCCCUGCACAUUGUUAAUAUGGUACUGGAACUGACCCUGUAUAUAGUCACCUGACCCCUAUACAUAUCUACCUCCAUCACUCCAGUAUCCCUGCACAUUGUUAAUAUGGUAUUGUACUGACCCUGUAUAUAGUCACCUUACCCCUAUACAUAUCUACCUCCAUCACUCCAGUAUCCCUGCACAUUGUUAAUAUGGUAUUGUACUGACCCUGUAUAUAGUCACCUGACCCCUAUACAUAUCUACCUCCAUCACUCCAGUAUCCCUGCACAUUGUUAAUAUGGUAUUGUACUGACCCUGUAUAUAGUCACCUUACCCCUAUACAUAUCUACCUCCAGUAUCCCUGCACAUUGUUAAUAUGGUACUGGAACUGACCCUGCAUAUAGUCACCUGACCCCUAUACAUAUCAUAUGCUUACUUACUUUCUCAUGUUCUUCUUAUUUGUAUUUUUUGUGUGUUUUUAUUCUAACGUAAGUUAUUUUUAACGCUACAUUGAUAUUGAUUACUGCAUUGUUGGGUUUGGAGCUUGCAAGAAAGGCAUUUCUCUGUACUUGUGCACGUGACAUGAAAAACGUGUUGUUGUCCUCAGGGAACAGCUCGUAGGAAGAAGAAGGUGGUUCACAGAACAGCAACGGCUGAUGACAAAAAACUCCAGAGUUCCUUGAAGAAGCUGGCAGUGAACAACAUCUCUGGUAUUGAGGAGGUAUGCCAAACAUUCACUCCCAUCACACCUUUCUCCCAAGUAGUAUUAUUAUGUCAUCAACAAUUUCCGACAAACUGAUUGUAUGGAUUCUUUUCUUCUUUUGACUACACUCCAAAGUUAAGAUUUGAAAUCGAACAAUGACUUGAGGUUUAAAGUGCAGACUGUCAGCUUUAUUUAGAGGUGUUUUCAUCCAUAUCGGGUGAACCGUUUAGAAAUUACAGGACUUUUUGUACCUAGUCCCUCCAUUUUAGGGGACCAAAAGUAUUGGGACAUGUAUUAAAGUAGUAAAAAGUGUAGUAUUUGGUCCCAUAUUCGUAGCACACAACGAUUACAUCAAGCUUUUGACUCUACAAACUUGUUGGAUACAUUUUGCUGUUUGUUUUGGUUGGGUUUCAGAUUAUUUUGUGCCCAAUAGAAGUGAAUGGUAAAUAAUGUAAUAAUGUAAUGGUAAAUAAUGUAUAAUGUAUAUUUCUAAACACUUCUACAUUAAUGUGGAUGCUACCAUGAUUACGUAUAAUCUUGAAUUAAUCGUGAAUAAUGAUGAGUGAGAAAGUUAAACACACAAAUAUCAUAUCCACAAGACAUGCUAACCUCUCACCAUUACAAUAACAGGGUAGGUUAGCAUUUUUUGGAAGGGUAUGAUAUUUGUGCAUCUAACUCAUCAUUUUGGGACCAAAUACUACACUUUUUACUACUUUAAUACACAUAUAAGGGAAUUUGUCCCAAUACUUUUGGUCCCCUAAAAUGGGGGGACAAUGCACAAAAAGUGGUGUAAUUUCUAAUUGGUUCACCCAAUAUGGAUGAAAAUACCCUCAAAUUAAAACUGACAGUCUGCACUUUAACCUCAUAGUCAUUGUUUGGUUUGAAAACAAAACGUUUGGAGUAUAGAGCCAAAAGAAGGAAAUGCUUCCCUGUCCCAGUAACUACGGAGGGCACUAUACAGUGGGGGAAAAAAGUAUUUAGUCAGCCACCAAUUGUGCAAGUUCUCCCACUUAAAAAGAUGAGAGGCCUGUAAUUUUCAUCAUAGGUACACGUCAACUAUGACAGACAAAUUGAGGGAAAAAAAUCCAGAAAAUCACAUUGUAGGAUUUUUAAUGAAUUUAUUUGCAAAUUAUGGUGGAAAAUAAGUAUUUGGUCAAUAACAAAAGUUUCUCAAUACUUUGUUAUAUACCCUUUGUUGGCAAUGACACAGGUCAAACGUUUUCUGUAAGUCUUCACAAGGUUUUCACACACUGUUGCUGGUAUUUUGGCCCAUUCCUCCAUGCAGAUCUCCUCUAGAGCAGUAAUGUUUUGGGGCUGUCGCUGGGCAACACGGACUUUCAACUCCCUCCAAAGAUUUUCUAUGGGGUUGAGAUCUGGAGACUGGCUAGGCCACUUCAGGACCUUGAAAUGCUUCUUACGAAGCCACUCCUUCGUUGCCCGGCGGUGUGUUUGGGAUCAUUGUCAUGCUGAAAGACCCAGCCACAUUUCAGUUUCAAUGCCCUUGCUGAUGGAAGGAGGUUUUCACUCAAAAUCUCACGAUACAUGGCCCCAUUCAUUCUUUCCUUUACACGGAUCAGUCGUCCUGGUCCCUUUGCAGAAAAACAGCCCCAAAGCAUGAAGUUCCCACCCCCAUGCUUCACAGUAGGUAUGGUGUUCUUUGGAUGCAACUCAGCAUUCUUUGUCCUCCAAACACGACGAGUUGAGUUUUUACCAAAAAGUUAUAUUUUGGUUUCAUCUGACCAUAUGACAUUCUCCCAAUCCUCUUCUGGAUCAUCCAAAUGCACUCUAGCAAACUUCAGACGGGCCUGGACAUGUACUGGCUUAAGCAGGGGGACACGUCUGGCACUGCAGGAUUUGAGUCCCUGGUGGCGUAGUGUGUUACUGAUGGUAGGCUUUGUUACUUUGGUCCCAGCUCUCUGCAGGUCAUUCACUAGGUCCCCCCGUGUGGUUCUGGGAUUUUUGCUCACCGUUCUUGUGAUCAUUUUGACCCCACGGGGUGAGAUCCUGCGUGGAGCCCCAGAUCGAGGGAGAUUAUCAGUGGUCUUGUAUGUCUUCCAUUUCCUAAUAAUUGCUCCCACAGUUGAUUUCUUCAAACCAAGCUGCUUACCUAUUGCAGAUUCAGUCUUCCCAGCCUGGUGCAGGUCUACAAUUUUGUUUCUGGUGUCCUUUGACAGCUCUUUGGUCUUGGCCAUAGUGGAGUUUGGAGUGUGACUGUUUGAGGUUGUGGACAGGUGUCUUUUAUACUGAUAACAAGUUCAAACAGGUGCCAUUAAUACAGGUAACGAGUGGAGGACAGAGGAGCCUCUUAAAGAAGAAGUUACAGGUCUGUGAGAGCCAGAAAUCUUGCUUGUUUGUAGGUGACCAAAUACUUAUUUUCCACCAUAAUUUGCAAAUAAAUUCAUAAAAAAUCCUACAAUGUGAUUUUCUUAAUUUUUUUCCCUCAAUUUGUCUGUCAUAGUUGACGUGUACCUAUGAUGAAAAUUACAGGCCUCUCUCAUCUUUUUAAGUGGGAGAACUUGCACAAUUGGUGGCUGACUAAAUACUUUUUUUUCCCCACUGUAUAUACAGAGCAUUCGGAAAGUAUUCAGACCCCUUCCCUUUUCCCACUUUUUUUCACGUUACAGCCUUAUUCUAAAAUGUUUUUUAUUUUUUCAAAAUCCUCAUUAAUCUACACACAAUACCCCAAAAUGACAAAGCGAAAACAGUUUUUUAGAAAUGUUUGCAAAUGUAUUAAAAAUGAACACAUACCGUAUUUACAUAAGUAUUCAGACCAUUUGCUAAUGAGACUUGAAAUUAAGCUCAGGUGCAUCCUGUUUCAUUGAUCAUCCUUUGAGAUGUUUCUACAACUUGAUUGGAUUCCACCUGUGGUAAAUUCAAUUGAUUGGACAUGAUUUUGAGAGGCAAACACCUGUCUAUAUAAGGUCCCACAGUUGACAGUACAUGUCAGAGCAAAAACCAAGCCAUGAGGUCGAAGGAAUUGUCCUUAGAGCUCCUAGACAGGAUUGUGUCGAGGCACAGAUCUGGGGAAGGGUACCAAAAAAUGUCUGCAGCAUUGAAGGUCCCCAAGAACACAGUGGCCUCCAUCAUUCUUAAAUGGAAGAAGUUUGGAACCACCAAGACUCUUCCUAGAGCUGGCCGCCCGGUCCAAACUGAGCAAUCGGGGGAUAAGGGCCUUGGUCAGGGAGGUGAACAACAACCCGAUGGUCACUCUGACAGAGCUCCAGAGUUCCUCUGUGAAGAUGGGAGAACCUUCCAGAAGGACAACCAUCUAUGCAGCACUCCACCAAUCAGGCCUUUAUGGUAGAGUGGCCAGACAGAAGCCACUCCUCAGUAAAAGGCACAUGACAGCCCACUUGGAGUUUGCCAAAAGGCACCUAAAGGACUCUCAGACCAUGAGAAACAAGAUUCUCUGGUCUGAUGAAACCAAGAUUGAACUCUUUGGCCUGAAUGCCAAGCAUCACGUCUGGAGGAAACCAGGCACCGCUUAUCACCUGGCCAAUACCAUCCCUACGGUGAAGCAUGGUGGUGGCAGCAUCAUGCUAUGGGGAUGUUUUUCAGCGGCAGGGACUGGGAGACUAGUCAGGCUUGAGGGAAAGAUGAACGGAGCAAAGUACAGAGAGAUCCUUGAUGAAAGGCUGUAAUCGCUGCCAAAGGUGCUUCAACAAAGUACUGAGGAAAGGGUCUGAAUACUUAUGUAAAUGUUUUUAUAAAAAGCAGUUUUUGCUUUGUCAUUAUGGGGUAUUGUGUGUAGAUUGAUGAGGGGAAAAAACAAUUUAAUCCAUUUUAGAAUAAGGAUGUAACGUAACAAUGUGGAAAAAGUCAAGGAGUCUCAAUACUUUCCAAAUGCACUGUAUGUAUGUAUGGACCAGUGAUAUCCAAUUCCAGAACUAGAGGAGACCCCUGGUAUUGACAACUGGUGUCCAACCCCCAUCUUAAUUAUCCUCCCCCAGGUCAACAUGAUAAAGGACGAUGGCACAGUGAUCCACUUCAACAACCCCAAGGUGCAGGCCUCUCUGUCUGCCAACACGUUUGCCAUCACAGGCCAUGCAGAGAACAAACAGCUCACAGAGAUGCUCCCGGGCAUCCUCAGCCAGCUGGGGGCAGACAGCCUCACCAGCCUCCGCAAACUGGCUGAGCAGUUCCCACGCCAAGGUGGGUGGGACAUGGACACACUGAUAUGCACACACAGAUCGACAGACGGACACAGACAGACAGAGGGACAACUUC